Messenger RNA from Etheostoma cragini (Arkansas darter), 5538 nucleotides. RefSeq lists its product as uncharacterized. Gene Ontology annotation, cellular component: cytosol; intracellular membrane-bounded organelle; membrane. The transcript is spliced from 15 exons. Gene Ontology annotation, molecular function: cholesterol binding. NCBI's taxonomy places the organism in Eukaryota, Metazoa, Chordata, Actinopteri, Perciformes, Percidae. Bases 567 to 2891 code for a protein of 774 amino acids. The record is from RefSeq and is a predicted model, not a curated record.
AUGGUCUCUCGUUAGACAGGUGUCUACCGGUCCAACAGAGACAACCGCCACGUCAGAGAGGCCAAGCGUCAAAAAACUUCCACGUAUUUUUUGACAAGCAUCCUUGUCGGGGCGGCCAGAGCUUUUUUGCACCUCAAGUCGGUGGCAGCGUGUACGUACGGCUGGAGUCACAGUCUUCUUUGGCAGGUUAUCCGUGGUACUAUCCACUGUCAUGGAACUGUUUUUGAAAAAUAACGCGACGUCUUGAUGGACGUUCAAACUACGGGCACUCAACGUGUUUAACUACAUGUUUACUGGGAUUUCUUUUCUAACCAGUACAGCUCUGCGCUCUGUAGGCUAUCAUCUGCAGUUUGCUUCAGCAAAGUGUAGGCAUCACUUGUCGUUCUUCCUUUGGUGUCAAUUCCGGCGUCAUGUGAAAAGGGUGUUUCUCUCGCCCUAGACUGGGGGACCUCCUCCUUCGAGCUCAUUCGUCAGUGCCGAGACGUAUCUCGCCCCGGUUGUCCCGGUGGGGUAGUGUCCCUGUCCCCGGUGCAUCCCGCAUCCUUCGGCGUGCGGCGGAGCGGAGGAUGAGCGAGCAAGGAAAGGGCUCGGCACCCGCCUCUGCCGCGGCCCCGGCCCCAGGGUCGGAUACUUACAAAGGCUGGCUUUUUAAAUGGACCAACUAUUUGAAAGGGUACCAGCGGCGAUGGUUUGUCCUCAGCAAUGGCCUGCUCUCAUAUUACAGAUCGGUGGAUAAGUGUUUUAUGAGGAUAUGUGCACAGGGGACCGACAGGACGCAGGCAGAGAUGGCCCAUACGUGCCGUGGAACAAUCAACUUGGCCACAGCACACAUCGACACAGAGGACGCCUGCAAUAUUGUCCUGAGCAGUGGCGGCCGCACCUACCACCUGAAGGCUAGCACAGAGGUGGAGCGGCAGAGAUGGGUCACAGCACUGGAGUUGGCCAAAGCUAAAGCCAUCCGCAUGAUGAACGAUCAGUCUGAUGACUCGGGGGACGAGGAGCCUACAUCCCAGUCGGACCGCAGCGAGAUUCAGGGCACCCUGAAGAUUCUUGUCAGCAAGCUUGAUGACCUCAGCACAUGUAAUGACCUGAUCGCCAAGCACGGGGCAGCCCUGCAGCGUUCCCUGAGUGAACUCGAGGGUCUGAAAGUCCCUGUGGAAGGAGGGGAAAAGAUCAAGGCAGUCAAUGAGCGAGCAACCCUCUUCCGCAUCACUUCCAAUGCUAUGAUCAAUGCGUGUCGAGACUUCUUGGACCUAGCAGAGACUCACAGCAGGAGAUGGCAGAGGGCGCUGCAGUAUGAGCGAGAGCAGCGUAUCCACCUAGAGGAGACCAUUGAGCAGCUAGCCAAGCAGCAUAACAGCCUGGAGCGAGCGUGGCGAGAAGCACCCACGCUUGUUUCCACCGCACCCAGUGCCCCUACUGCCAACAAGGGAGGGAGUGAGAGGCUGCACAAAGAAGAGGCGAGUGAUGAAGAUGAGAAUACUGAGUACUUUGAUGCCAUGGAGGAUUCCCCUGCCUUUAUCACAGUGACUGCCACUGAGAACACACAGCAGAGGCGAUCUCAGAGUAAUUUGAGCGGAGCAAGCGGAAGUCAACCCAAUCACUGGAACCAAGACGAUCAUAUGUCUCCAAGCUUUAAUGAUGUAUCAGGGAAGGAGCUGCAGCCCCGCAGACAGAGACGGACUCGUGUCCCAGACAAGCCCAACUACUCUCUCAAUUUGUGGAGCAUCAUGAAGAACUGCAUUGGCAAGGAGCUCUCCAAAAUACCCAUGCCUGUAAACUUCAACGAGCCUCUGUCGAUGCUGCAGCGCCUCACCGAGGACCUGGAGUAUCAUGAGCUUCUGGACAAAGCAGCACGUUGCGACUCCUCCCUGGAGCAGAUGUGCCUGGUCGCUGCCUUCUCCGUCUCAUCCUAUUCCACCACGGUCCACCGAACAGCCAAGCCCUUCAACCCCCUCCUGGGCGAGACCUACGAGCUCGAUCGACAAGAGGAGUUUGGCUACCGCUCGCUGUGUGAGCAGGUGAGCCAUCACCCCCCUGCAGCUGCACAUCAUGUGAUUUCCCAACGAGGCUGGACCCUGUGGCAGGAAAUCACCAUUGCCAGCAAGUUCCGUGGCAAAUACCUCUCCAUAAUGCCUCUGGGUGCUAUUCACCUACAGUUCCACUCCAGCGGGAACCACUAUGUGUGGAGAAAGGUUACCUCCACAGUGCACAACAUCAUUGUGGGCAAGCUUUGGAUUGACCAGUCAGGGGACAUCGAGAUUGUGAAUCACAGGACGAAGGAGACCUGUCAACUCAAAUUCUCUCCCUACAGUUAUUUUUCCAGGGAUGUUCCACGGAAGGUGACAGGUAUGGUGGCAGACAGUGAAGGCCAGGCUCACUACAUCCUUUCUGGUACAUGGGAUGAUACAAUGGAGAGUGCCAAAAUCAUUCAUAGCAGCAGAGGGGGCAGUGGAUCAGAGGGCAAGCAGAAGACCGUCUAUCAGACGUUGUCCCCCAAACUGCUGUGGAAGAAAUACCCUCUCCCGGAGAACGCUGAAAACAUGUACUAUUUCUCAGCGCUGGCACUAACUCUGAAUGAACCGGAGGAAGGAGUGGGACUGACCGACAGCCGUCUAAGACCAGACCAGAGGCUGAUGGAGGAAGGGCGAUGGGAUGAGGCAAACUCAGAAAAACAGAGGCUAGAGGAGAAACAAAGAGCCGUGAGGAGGAGGAGGGAAGCAGAGGCCUCAGAUGCUGUGGAUGAAGGUAAAGAAUACGAAGGCUACCAGCCGUUGUGGUUUCACCAGAGGAGGGAUUCAAUAACUGGAGAGACAAACUUUGUGUACAACGGAGGUUACUGGGAGGCGAAGGAGAGACAGAACUGGAGCAUGUGUCCUAACAUCUUCUAACCCAGGAACUCCGCCAGGAUCACUUCUAACCUCACCGGACAGGGAACUGCUCUGCUUCUGGUCCUUCAGCAAUGGGGCUCACCUGGCUUACGAGCACCAUGUGGACCUUUUAUUGAGCAUGAGAAUGUGUAUGUUUCACACACUCUCGGAUUACCUCCAAAUGUACACUCUCAUUCUGUUUUUACUAUCGAGAAAAAGAAGGGGCGUUCCCUGAGUCUUUGACGCUUUACUGAAACAACACUGAGAUCAUGUGUGGAUGUGAGGUGGUGUUGGAGUUGUAACAUCACAAUAAAGACACCUGCACACUCCUAAAAUCAGGUGCUCGAUAAAUCUAAUUCACAAUGCACUUUUCUGUUUUCACCCCAUUUAAGAGUUAGUACUGAUUGGACAGAAACCCAUAUCAAAGGAGCUCCCGUUUCUAGACUUGCAACUAACAGGGAAGAAAUGAACAGGCACAUAGACGCAGAACAGUGUUGAACACAUGUCAGUUUUUCAGGGUUACAAGAAAAGUGUCCUCAUUCUUAGUUUUAUUCAGCACAAUAGAUACUAUGGCAGUAAUACUGUAUACAUCUUUAAUCAGUUCCCUCUUUCUUUUUCAAGUGCUCCUUAUUUGCCCCUUUUAGUUGCCUUAUAGGAUAAGGCUUCAAAAUGUUGUUUGGAAAAUUCUGGGUAAUAGAUGUUAUCAAUUAUGCAGUCACAACGAUUUCAAAAUUAAAUCAAUAAAAAGGCCUUCAGGAAAAAUAUUUACAUUGAUAACUACAUCCAAAUAGGUAACAUAGCCUAAGAUAAUGCAAUGCAGCUCUUUAUACAUGUAUGAAAUGAAUGCAGCUUAUUUUCACAGUCCUUUGUCAGCAUGUCAGUUUUAAUACUUUUAGCUAUUAUUAUUUUAUUUUAUAAUUCCUUUUUUUUUUUAUCAAGACAAACUGGGCAGAGCCAGGUCCAGUAUGUCAUUGGUGGUGGUAAAACGGUCCCUGAGAAACAUGAAAACUGCUAAAAAGAUAUCAAAUAAAUAAAAGUGGCCAAUUUAAUGAAUAAUGAUACGGUCAUUCUGACAAUAAGCAGGAUGAAAUAAUGUUUCAUAAUAACAAGCUGUGUUUUCAAAAAUAUAAUGGUUUACUUCACAAUUGUAUGGUUAUAUUAUACAUGUUGUUUGUUUACUUUUCAUAACCAACAGCUAAUAUUUGAUUGGGCAAACCAUCUUUUUUAUACAGCAGAGGCUGGCUUGUCUGAAUUGAUGAAAUAUGCAGCAGUGCAGAAACAUAUUCUAUUUGGUGUGAAUGUUGGGAGUUUCCCUCUAGAAAUGAAGUAGUCAGUUAGACUAGAGUCCAUGUAGAGAUAAUAUAUUGCUGCUUAUAAUUUAAUAUGUUGAAUAUAAAUUGCAUCUAUGCUUCAUUGCAUGUCAGUCAUCUACACAUCCUUCAGACAUCUUACAUUUGUGAUUCUGUUUGGUAAAAUUCUGCAGUAGUGAGUCCUUUAGUUGUGACACACUGAACAUCCAUAUCACUCUAAUCUUCAUCAAAGAACUAAUUAAGCACUUUUCACUGUGGUAGAUCAUAGGUAAGUAGUACAUAUCUCUGUGUUGAUGUUGACAAAAUUUCACACUUUUCAUGUACUUUACCUUGUCCUCUGGUGCUCUCCCAUAGCAACACGUACCGUAUCCUUGGUGACCAUCUUCAGUGCAUCAUUGUCAGUGAGCAUAUAAAAUAGUAUAAAGUCUGUACCAAAGCACUGAGACAUUUGGUGAUUACCACCCAGUACAUACAGGAACUUGUUGUUUUCUAUGUUGGUACAAGCUCCACAGCCUCCAUCAGUCACUAGUUUGUAGUUCUUUUUCCAGUUGGACUACAGCACGUUAAACUGGACCGUUUUCUCGGAGGAGUCCAUCGUGGCGUCAGCUGAGAGGAGGCAGGGCUGGUUCCUGUAGCACACCUCUGUGCAGUUAGCUCCGGCCACAGGUGAAUCCCCCCGACUACCGCUCCAGCUCAACUCAGCUCACAUGUGUAGUCCUUUAGUUCGGUGUUUGUGGACAUGCUGAUCUGCGAUCAGCUCACAAAGGUAACCCUCGGUCUUUAGCCUUUAAUUGACUGAACAAGGGAAAAAGUCCCCUGACCUGUGCACUACAUGUCUACGGAGACAAUUGUUUUGAAAACCAGUUAGUAUUUUUUGUAAUUAUUGUUAGGAAUGUAGAAUCCAAGACUGGAGGUAUUGUAUCUACCAUCUAGUCUAUUUGUGUGAAUAUUUUGUGAUAAAAGAAGGAUAUUGUGAAAUGAAGAUCACUUAUACUAAGCUGAGUAUUAAGUUAUCUGUACAGUAAAAACAAAUUGAUUGAAGGAGCCUGAUGGAUUUGCUGUAGUUUUAACUUUUCCUCCAGACUGAUUGUGCAAAGCUGGAUGUUAACUCUGAGGCACCCUCAAUUUGGCUGCAGAUUCUGGUUUUAUACUUUCAAAAACUGUCUUAACACACUGAACAUAUUUUUUUAUAGAGUACUUGAUGCUAGCACAUUAGUAAGUGUGGUUCGGUGAUGAUUUCAUCUGGCAACACAUCUGGCAAUUUCUCUGAUGUGCAGUUCAUAAAGAUGGAUGAAAUGCGCUAGAAAAUAACUAAAUUCACAUAGAAUAUUCACAUAGAGUGAAGAUGUUCAGAAUGA